Colius striatus (speckled mousebird) is the source of this 2381-nucleotide messenger RNA. Its product is annotated as retinol dehydrogenase 16-like. The transcript has 4 exons. Gene Ontology annotation, molecular function: oxidoreductase activity. NCBI's taxonomy places the organism in Eukaryota, Metazoa, Chordata, Aves, Coliiformes, Coliidae. Bases 1236 to 2192 code for a protein of 318 amino acids. The record is from RefSeq and is a predicted model, not a curated record.
GGGACGGGCUCUGCUUUAAAGCAGCGGGCGGGUUUAGGAGCGAUCCGCGGCGUUGCGGGGUCCGGUGGCCGCAGAGGCAGCGCAGGCUGCGGGAAGCCUCGGCUGCCCCGCUCCGGUUUAACGGUACCCCGGCGGCCGAACGGCUGCGACCGGACCCGACCCCGCCCGUUCGGUGCCGGAGCGGAGGCUCGGGGGCGGUGCCGAGCCCGGGACAGCGAAGGGCCGGCGGGGUGCGGAGCGGCGGGUGCCGAGCUGGGGUGUGACUGGCGCGGGACGGGGGCGGGAACGGCGGGUGUUCCGGUUGUUCUGCGAGGCCGCGUCAGUCAGUCGGGCAGAGCCGAGGCUGAGCCGAGGCCCCUCAGCCGCCGGGCACACAGCGCUCCCGGCACCGGCGCCGGGCCCCAUCGGGCUGCCGGUGCGGGCGGGUGACGGCUUGCGGGUAGCUGGGGGUGCUGCUGGGGCUGUACCUGAGGAUGUGGCUGUAGCUGCUGGGGCUGUACCUGAGGACGUGGCUGUAGCUGGUGGGGCUGUAUCUGAGGUCGUGGCUGUAGCUGGGGGUGCUGCUGGGGCUGUACCAGAGGAUGUGGGUGUAGCUGGUGGUGCUGCUGGGGCUGUACCUGAGGAUGUGGGUGUAGCUGGUGGUGCUGCUGGGGCUGUACCUGAGGAUGUGGCUGUAGCUGGUAGUGGUGCUGCUGGGGCUGUACCUGAGGAUGUGGCUGUAGCUGGUGGUGCUGCUGGGGCUGUACCUGAGCACGUGGGUGUAGCUGGGGGCGGUGCUAGUGGGGCUGUGCCUGAGGUCGUGGCUGUAGCUGCUGGGGCUGUACCUGAGGUCGUGGCUGUACCUGGCAGUGCUGCUGGGGCUGUAGCUGAGGUCGUGGCUGUAGCUGCUGGGGCUGUAGCUGAGGUCGUGGCUGUACCUGGCGGUGCUGCUGGGGCUGUAGCUGAGGUCGUGGCUGUAGCUGGUGGUGCUGCUGGGGCUGUACCUGAGGAUGUGGGUGUAGCUGGUGUUGCUGCUGGGGCUGUACCUGAGCACGUGGGUGUAGCUGGGGGCGGUGCUAGUGGGGCUGUGCCUGAGGUCGUGGCUGUAGCUGGUGGGGCUGUAGCUGAGGUCGUGGCUGUAGCUGGCAGUGCUGCUGGGGCUGUAGCUGAGGUCGUGGCUGUAGCUGGCAGUGCUGCUGGGGCUGUUCCUGAGGUCGUGGCUGUACCUGGCAGUGCUGCUGGGGCUGUAGCUGAGGAUGUGGCUGUACCUGGCGGCGCUGCUGCUGGGGCUGCUCCUGCUGCGGCGGUGGCACCGGGAGCGCCAGACGGUGCCGGGGCUGUGCGAGAAGCACGUGCUGAUCACGGGCUGCGACAGCGGCUUCGGGAACCUGCUGGCUCGGCAGCUGGACGCGCGGGGGCUGCGGGUGCUGGCCGCCUGCCUGACCCAGCCAGGGGCCGAGCGGCUGCGGGCGGCCGCCUCGCCGCGCCUGCACACCGUCCUCCUGGAUGUCACCUCCAGCCGCAGCAUCGCCGCCGCCGCCGCCUGGGUGCGGGAGCGUGUGGGUGACCGAGGGCUCUGGGGGCUGGUGAACAACGCGGGCGUCUCCGUCCCCACUGGCCCUAACGAGUGGCUGACCAAGGAUGACUUCACCAAGGUGCUGAACGUCAACCUGCUCGGCCUGAUCGAGGUGACGCUGAGCCUGCUGCCCCUGGUGCGGCGGGCACGGGGCCGGGUGGUCAACGUGUCCAGCGUCAUGGGCCGCGUCUCCUUCUUUGGCGGGGGGUACUGCAUCUCCAAGUUCGGUGUGGAGGCCUUCUCUGACAGCCUCAGGCUUGAGAUGGAGCACUUUGGGGUGAAGGUCAGCGUGAUCGAGCCAGGCUACUUCAAGACAGCAGUCACCAGCUGUGAGAACCUGCAGAAACAGUUCCUUUCCCUCUGGGAGAAGGUCCCAGAAGAAAUCAAACUGGCUUACGGGGACAAUUACUGCAAGAAGUCCAUGGAAGCAGUUGAAAAGCUGCAGAAGACCUGCAAAUCCGACCUGACGCUGGUGACGGACUGCAUGGAGCACGCGCUGACCAGCCGCCACCCCCGCAGCCGCUACUCCGCCGGCUGGGACGCCAAGCUGCUCUACAUCCCCCUCAGCUACCUGCCUACAGCCUUCACUGACACUUUCUACAGGUGUUUCUACCCCAAGCCUGGCCAGAAAGCCUAAGGCAGGGUGGCAGCAUAGGCUGGAGAGCAGCAGCCCAGGUGCUGUCAGCGCAGAGCGGGACGUGGUGUCUCCUGCAGCCGAGCCCGUGGCAACAGGCUCCUGAAUUCCCAGCUGGGUGCAGGUCUCGCACCCACUGUGCUCUGCUGCUGGCUGCUUUGCUUCUGAAUAAAGACAACUCCUUCUCCUGCC